Messenger RNA from Chenopodium quinoa (quinoa), 1602 nucleotides. Its product is annotated as protein SRG1-like. The transcript has 4 exons. Lineage: Eukaryota; Viridiplantae; Streptophyta; Magnoliopsida; Caryophyllales; Amaranthaceae. The record is from RefSeq and is a predicted model, not a curated record. Bases 113 to 1195 code for a protein of 360 amino acids.
GCCCUAGUAGUAGUGUAAUAUGGUAUAGAGCUAUAUUGUAACAAAUAAAGCUCAAUCUUCACUCUCAAAGUUACAAAAAAAAAAAAAAAAAAAAAAGUGAGGUCUUUAUAUAAUGGCUCCUGCACCAAUCACACAAAUGAAUGUAGGGCACAUAGAUGAUGUGCAAGAGCUAAGAAAAACCCAAAGUACCACAGUUCCUGAUAGAUUUAUGAGGGACGUAGAUGAGAUCGAUUCAGUCAUUUCUGAUUCGCCUAUUAGUAAAGACGUUCCUAUUAUUGAUCUUUCAAAGAUUGCUAAAGGAAGCUAUGAUGAAAUUAUUCAUCUAGCGUCUGCUUGCGAGGAAUGGGGUUUCUUUCAGGUCAUAAACCAUGGAGUUGACACAAAAAUUCUAGAGAAGAUGGAAAAAUUGUCAAUGGAUUUUUUCAAGCAACCAAUAGAGGAAAAACAAAAGUACAAAAUGGCACCAGGAACUGUUCAAGGAUAUGGUCAAGCUUUUGUUUUCUCUGAGCAACAAAAGCUUGAUUGGUGUAACAUGUUUGCUCUUGGUAUCCAUCCACAUUUUAUAAGGAACCCAAGUCUUUGGCCAACAAAGCCACUAAACUUCAGUGAAAGCAUUGAGGCUUACACGAGGGAGAUAAGGAUAUUGUGCGAGAAGCUACUGAGGUGUAUCGCGGUGAGCCUUGGAUUGAGAGCCGAGAGGUUUGAGGAAAUGUUUGGGGAAGCAGUUCAAGCCAUAAGAAUGAAUUACUACCCACCAUGUCCAAGACCAGACCUAGUGUUAGGGUUAAGCCCUCAUUCUGAUGGAAGUGCACUUACUAUUUUACAACAAAAGCAAGGAAGUUCUAUUGGCCUUCAAUUGCUCAAAGACAAUAAGUGGGUGUCCAUCCAUCCAAUCCCUGGUGCUCUUGUUGUCAACAUUGGAGAUACUCUUGAAGUGUUAACUAAUGGGAAAUAUAAAAGUGUGGAGCAUAGGGCAGUAACUAACAUGGUAAAAGACAGGCUCUCAAUUGUGACAUUUUAUGCACCAAGUUAUGAAGUUGAACUUGGGCCGAUGCCCGAGUUUGUGGACGAAAGCAACCCGGUCCAGUACAGAAAUUAUCUUCAUGGAGAGUAUAGUAAGCACUAUGUCACUAACAAGCUACAAGGGAAGAGAACUCUAGAAUUUGCCAAACUUGGCACUCACAUUCCAGUGUAAACUAUAAUGACCGUCGUAACUAUGAAUCGUUCGUUACAAAUUUUUAGUUGUUUUCGAGUGAUAGUCCUAAUCAGGUACAUCUACAAAUAGAUGUAGCUAAGGUUGUUUUAUAACUCUUUUGCUCACUUGAAUUAGCAAAUUUAGUCAUGGCCCGUCAUGGAUACGCCUAGACUGGGAACAAGAUCUAGGUUUCCGUCUUUUUUGUAUAAAGCGAAAAAAUUAGACAACGUUGGUAGAUUUGUACCAAAGGUAGUCAAGAAGAAUGACCAGUUUUUAUCUAUUGUACAAGAUUAAACAAAUCUAAGUUGGGAAUGCCAUAAUAUGAUUCAUAUCUUGUAGAAUAGAUUUUGUACAAGAUCCUAUGAGAUGUAUCGUAGUGCAAUUAUAAUCGAGUAUGUUUGUAUCAA